Molecule: messenger RNA, 978 nt
Organism: Phaeodactylum tricornutum CCAP 1055/1
Lineage: Eukaryota; Bacillariophyta; Bacillariophyceae; Surirellales; Neidiaceae
Exons: 3
Biological process (GO): pseudouridine synthesis
Molecular function (GO): RNA binding; pseudouridine synthase activity
Source: RefSeq, a predicted model, not a curated record
AAACGCAUCGAUGCCGUCCUUGCUGCUCUAGAACCAGAAAUGUCGCGGUCAUUUUGUGGAAACCUUGUUGCUAAUAAACGCGUUUCCAUUAUCCAAGAGAAUGGCGAUAAUUGCCUCGUAGAUCGCAAGUCAUUCAAGGUUGAACCGGGACAGCAGCUUAUUAUUUCCUUACCACGGGAGGAAGGGGCUUCCGAAAUCAUUGCCCAGGACCUACCUCUGGACAUAAUUUUCGAAGACGAGCACAUGAUUGUUAUUAACAAGGCUGCCAACAUGGUGGUACACCCAGCUGCGGGGAACUGGGAUGGAACAGUGGUAAACGCCCUUGCCUACUAUCUUGCCAAUAGGAGCGAGAGUAUAUCAUUCCGACCCGGGAUAGUACACCGUCUUGACAAAGGAACGACAGGAGUAUUGGUGGUCGCGAAAACAUCACAGACACUUGCAACCUUGUCAAACUUUUUCGCAGCACGUCAAGUUAAGAAAACGUAUAUGGCAAUCACGGUCGGAAACCCUGGGAAGCAUGUGGUGAUUGAUAAGCCCAUUGGUCGGCAUCCUCUUCACCGGCAACGGAUGAGGGUAGUCCCUGACCCUCACCAAAAGAACAGCACUGGACGACGGGCUCUUUCCUAUGUCGAUACGUUGGCGUUUGAUGGGAAACUGAGUUUGGUCCAAGUACGCAUUGAGACAGGGCGCACGCAUCAGAUUCGUGUCCAUCUUCAGGAUCGCCACACUCCAAUUUACGGCGACGAUAUUUAUGGACUAGCGGACUGGAACAAAAAACUUUCCAAAACACAUCGAAUCGUUAGACCGUUAUUGCAUGCUUACAAGCUAGAGAUCAAUCACCCCGUCACCGGAGAACCAAUGGUCUUCAAGGCAUCGCUGGCGGACGACAUGAAGCGAAUUACCACGACUAUCUAUCCUGAUUCCGAAAAGGAGAUCCCUGACCUAUUCCACGGGAAUACGAUAUCAAAUGCCGCUUAG